Molecule: messenger RNA, 468 nt
Organism: Microthlaspi erraticum
Lineage: Eukaryota; Viridiplantae; Streptophyta; Magnoliopsida; Brassicales; Brassicaceae
Source: the annotation of a GenBank genome assembly
AUGGCGACGGGAAAGACUUAUUACCAACGUCCGAGUCAUCGAUUCCUUCCCACAGAUCGGCCUUACCAAGUCGCCUCCGAUUCAGGAUUCGAGUUCGAUGAGUCCGAUCUCUACUCCGAUUCGCCUGAUUUUCGCAGGAACCUAUUCAAAUCCGGCCGCAACGGAAUCAAACAAUCCGUCAAGUCUUCCCCGGCUAAAGUCACCGCGACGACGGCAGGUUCUCUUCCGGUGAACGUUCCGGACUGGUCGAAGAUUCUCCGCGAGGAGAAUCGCCAUCACCGCCGGAGAAGCAUCGAAAACGAUGACGACGAUUGCAUGGACGGAGGACGAUUGCCGCCGCAUGAGUAUCUGGCGAGGACGAGAAUGGCUUCGUUCUCGGUGCAUGAAGGAGUUGGGAGGACAUUGAAAGGGAGAGAUCUGAGUAGGGUUAGAAAUGCAAUUUUUGAAAAGAUUGGGAUUUUGGAUUAA